Molecule: messenger RNA, 1677 nt
Organism: Chlorella variabilis
Lineage: Eukaryota; Viridiplantae; Chlorophyta; Trebouxiophyceae; Chlorellales; Chlorellaceae
Exons: 13
Coding region: 1-1677 (558 amino acids)
Molecular function (GO): oxidoreductase activity, acting on the aldehyde or oxo group of donors, NAD or NADP as acceptor
Source: RefSeq, a predicted model, not a curated record
AUGGUGUGCACCAGCCGCCUAAGCGCGGUCGCAGCUCCUGCCCCCGCCGCUGCUCCCCCGCCUGCCGAGCUGGAGGAGGUGGAUGUGGCAAUGCAGCAGCUGGCCGCCAAGAAGGCGGCGUGGGCGGCGGCGCCCCUCGAGGAGCGCAUUUCCGUGCUGCAGGAGAUUCGGGCGAGGCUGCUGGAUCAGCUGCUGCCGUGGAGCCGCGCCACCGCGGGCAUCCGCUGCUCCACGCGGGACGGCCAGGUGGCCAGCGACGUGAUGCUGACGGUCUUGUGCGUGGCGGGGCAGCUGGAUGGCUACAUCCGCUCCCUGGAGCACCUCAAAAAGUACGGCUGCAUGCCGCGCCCGCCCUCCACCACCAGGGACGGCCAGUCCAUUGUGGAUGCCUUCCCCCAGGGCUUCAAGGAGAGCAAGCUCAGCCUGCUGGGGCUGGGCGGCGCCACUGUCAAGCUCUACCUGCAGCCUGGCAAGCCAGAGACGCAGGGCCACUUCUACCGCGAACCCCACAGCGGCAAGCUGGCCGUUGUGCUGGGCGCAGGCAACCAGCACCACCUGGCGCUGUCUGAUGCGCUUCACAUGGCCAUCCCGGCCGCCCCGUUCAUCGACUAUGUGCUUGAGCCGCUGGCCCGCCGCGGCUACUUUGCCAGCUCCACCAACCCGUCGCUGGAGGUGACCCAGCGCAUGCUGUACAGCCCGCUCACCGACUGCGUGCACAUGACGGGCGGCACCGCGACUCAUGAUGCCAUUGUCUGGGGGAGCGACCCGGCGGAGCAAGCCCGCCGCCGCGCCGACAACGACCCGCUGCUCAAGGUCCCCAUCAGCAGCGAGCUUGGCUGCGUCACGCCCUGGCUGGUGGUGCCGGGGGAGUGGAGUGAGAAGGAGCUCACUCACCAGUCGCGAGCCCUGGCAGAAGCCCUGGCCAGCAACUGCUCCUGCAACUGCCUGGCCCCCAAGGUCAUCCUGAUGGCGGAGGGCUGGGCCCAGGCAGACCAGUUUGUGGCGGCCGUGAAGGCGGAGCUUGGGCAGCUGCCGCUGCCGGCGCCCUACUACCCAGGCAUCCGCCAGCGCUACCAGGCCUUCAAGGAUGCCUACCCGCAGGCAAGCAGCCUGGAAAAGUGGGCGACACGCGCUGCCUGCGGCGAGCCGCUGCCCUACCUGGUCAACGAGCUGCCCGCCUACCCGGCAGAUGCAAAGAGCGAGUACGCCUUCAGGAUGGCAGUGGACGGUGAGGGCAGCCUGGUUGAGGCCUUCCUGGAACAGGCGGUGCGGGCGGCCAACGAGGACCUGUGGGGCAGCCUGUCCUGCUCCCUGCUGGUUGACCCGACCACCGAGGCGGCCCACGGCGCCGCGGUGCAGCGCGCGCUGGACGGCCUGCGCUAUGGCAGCGUGUCGGUCAACGCCUGGAGCGCCAUGGGCUUCCUCCCUGCCGCGAGCCACUGGGGCGCGUUUGGCGGUGAGCAGACCAUUGCCGACAUCGGCUCCGGGCUGGGUGCCAUCCACAACUGCUACAUGUUCGACCACACCCAGAAAGCCGUGGUGCGCACCCCUUUCCUCUCCGCCGCCCACCCGCUACCAGCCCAGUACGCGCCGCUCCCGCUGGGCGUCGCCAAGGUGAUCGCAGGGCUGACCCACAGCGGUGUGUGGGGCGCACUGAAGAUGGUGUUUGCCCGCUGA